This is a messenger RNA of Lotus japonicus, 681 nucleotides long. Its product is annotated as glutathione S-transferase T2-like. The record is from RefSeq and is a predicted model, not a curated record. NCBI's taxonomy places the organism in Eukaryota, Viridiplantae, Streptophyta, Magnoliopsida, Fabales, Fabaceae. The transcript has a single exon. Bases 1 to 681 code for a protein of 226 amino acids.
AUGCACAAAUGUCGUUUUGGAAAAUUGAGUAAAGAUAUUCAAACCUUUACCGGUUGCAACAAGAAAGUUACCACUCCUUGGAAAAGUGGACACUCAGAGAAGGAGAUCAUGGAUGAGGCGCAUGCCAUGUUUUUUGUAGACGAGAAAAGAGAUUUCAAACAUGAGAAUGCAUGGCGGAUGGUGAAAGAUAAACCAAAGUGGAAGGGAGACUCAAUGACAACCAAUUCAAGGGGACAAAAGAAGUCAGGAUCUGGGGUGCACGCAACAUCGUCUGACCCAAGUGCUUCAAUUGAUUGCGAUGAAUAUGAGGCAACACAACCAACAACCCGCCCUAAGGGAAAAAAGGCAGAGAAAAGAAAGGCCAAAACAACAGAGACUGCGCCAAGUACUCUAUCUUUUGUUCCUCACCUUGAUAUGAUAGCCAUGGGGAAGGCUAAAAUGGAAAUGAUGGCAAAUUUUAAGGAGCUCAGGACUAGAGAACUAGAUUUGCAACAAGUUGACCAACAACUGAAACAAGGUGAACUACAAAUGAGACAAGAUGAACUCAAAUUUAAGAAGGCUGAGAAUUUUAAAGCAUAUAUGGAUCUCCUUAACAAGAACACAUCUGGAAUGAGCGAGGAGGAGUUAGCAAAGCAUAAGUUACUAUGUGCUUUCGCCUUGCGUGAACUAGGAAUGUCUUAA